UGGGCUGGAGAGGGCAGAGGAGGACUUUCAGCUCGGACGGGACGUUCGUCGGUGUGUAGUCGGGCAAGGCUUAGAUUAACUAGUGAUUUAUCAAGCGUACUCACGUUAAAAUGUGCCUUAGAAAAGUAGGGCAAACAUAACACACUCGGAGCACGACCGGCGACCUCUUGGUUGUCGUUUCUGUGAGAAGGACAGACUCGGGGAAGUGGACAGCUAGUUCAGCUCGGUGACGGAAGCCAUCAGGGACGUCCAGCGCCGCGACCGAAAGCCCGACUUGCCAUGGCUUCCCUCGGUAACUCGGGGGCCACCUCCAGCCCAAUGGUAAUACUGGCUCCCAAGACCAAAACCAAGAAGAAACAUUUUGUGCAGCAGAAGGUGAAAGUGUUUCGUGCCAGCGACCCUGUCCAGAGUGUGUUUAUGUGGGGCGUGAAUCACUCGAUCAAUGAUCUCAACCAGGUGCCUGUCCCUGUCAUGCUGCUGCCUGACGACUUCAAAGCCAACACCAAGAUCAAAGUCAACAACCACCUUUUCAACAAAGAAAAUCUUCCAGGACAUUUUAAGUUCAAAGAAUACUGUCCUCAGGUCUUCAGAAAUCUAAGGGAGCGGUUUGGUAUUGAGGAUCUGGACUACCAGGUGUCGCUGACCCGCAGCCCCCCGGUGAGGAGCUCAGAAGCCCAGGGGGAAGGUCUGCUCCUCAACUCGUAUGACCGCACGCUGGUCAUCAAGCAGAUCUCCAGCGAGGAUGUGGCAGACAUGCACAGCAUCCUGUCUGAGUAUCACCAGCACAUAGUGAAGUGUCACGGCAGCACCCUGCUGCCACAGUUCCUCGGGAUGUACCGGGUGAGUGUGGAGAGCGAGGAGACCUACCUGAUCGUCAUGAGGAACAUGUUCAGCCACAGACUGGUGGUGCACAGGAAGUACGACCUGAAGGGCUCUCUGGUGUCCCGUGAAGCAAGUGACAAAGAAAGGGGGAAAGAGCUUCCUACCUUCAAGGACAUGGACUUCAGGAACAACAUGCAGAAGGUGUAUGUGAGCGAGGAGCAGAAGGAGAAAUUCAUGGAGAAGCUCAACAAAGAUGUGGAGUUCCUGGUGAAGCUGAAGAUCAUGGACUACAGCCUGCUGCUUGGUAUCCACGACGUGGGCCGAGCUGAACGGGAGGAGGAGGAGCAGGGCGACGAGCCUCCCAAUGAGGAAGACGCAGAGGCAGAGAACGGCCUGGCACCGGCUGCUACAGUGGGCUCCUAUGGCACGUCUCCCGAGGGCAUCGCUGGUUACAUGUCCUCCUGCAAACCCCUGGGUCCCGGAGAGUUCGACCCCUAUGUGGACGUGUAUGCAGUUGCAAGCAUCCCAGGAGCCCCUCAGAGGGAGGUCUACUUCAUGGGCCUGAUUGACGUACUCACUCAGUAUGACACAAAGAAGAAAGCCGCUCAUGCAGCAAAAACUGUCAAACACGGGGCUGGUGCUGAAAUCUCCACAGUCCAUCCCGAGCAGUAUGCCAAACGAUUUCGUGAUUUCAUCUCAAAUAUUUUUGCGUAACACUAAGUUAAGACCCCUUCUAUGAGUCGGUACAUCAUCCAACUGAAAUUUCAAGAGGCUUUCUUCCUUUUCUGCUCUUGUUCUAUGAAAGUUAACUGACCACAAAACGUAUGCACAUGCAGAUCUUUAUUCUGAAACGACUACUUCCAUCGUUGCAAUACUAUGAACUACUACUGAUGCAUAUAUUUAUUUUUAAGACUUAAGAUGUAUUUCUUGUAGAUAGUAAGCACUCUAACUGACUAACUUUGGAACAAAAGGGUACUUGGAAAGAGAUGGUUGCUGAUCCAUGUUGUGUCUGUGAUCAGCGUUAGGUCAAAUAUAAUUAGUUUUUGGCUUCUUUUAGUCACUACUCUCUUGUUCCACAUGUAUGAACUAAACUACAUCCCAGAAUAAUCUUUAAACAAGAUGGGCACUGCAAAAUCCUGUUAGUCUAAGCAAUAGCCUUGAGAAAUAAGCUCAUUUAUAUAUGUGAAACGGGCCAUUUGAGUGUUUAGAGUGCCAAAUGUGUGGGAUCAAAGCUUUACUUUAGUGCAGUUUGCACUUUUGAAUACAAUUAAAUUGUAUUGUUGUGACAGACCAAUUCAGUUAAACAGCAAUUAAGUGUUUGAGCAGAGUGUUUCCACCAAGGUAUUGUAAGUAAAGUUACGGUCAGAUGAAAUGGUGUGGAAUUUAAAUGAAGGUCAAAAAUCUGAGUAUCAAAUCUGGGCCUGUGAACAUUGUAGCCAGCGCUGUAUAUGUGAGCUGCCACCACCUAAAAAAGGAAAGUGUGGUGGCCGGCCCGAGAGCAUUCCAUUGACCCAAGUGGGACCAGAGAGCUCAGCCUGCAUUAAUGAAGUGACAGGACAGUGAUCCUCAUUUUAUCAGUUGUGUUUUUUUGAUGAAGUAAGUGAUGUGUUAUUGGGGGAAUUUUAUUUGUAAGCUCCCAUCAAAGCACCUCCUGAAUAUGGGCCCAGCCGUUGUUAUUCAGGACUGACUCCUCUUGAACAUUUGGAAUGCUUGUAGUGUUUUGUGCAUCAGGGUGACUAACGUGUGCUAUAUGAAUCAUUGUUAUGGAUUAAGAUAUUGAAAAAAAUAUAGCAAUAGAAGUAGAGCAUAGAUCAGCUGUCCAUUGUUUAUUGUAAUGCCAUUUGAGAAAACUCUAUAGUGAUAACCUGGUUGUUAUAAAUUUUAGAAAAUAACACUACAUUUCAGUAGCUUUAUACAGUUAGCCUUAACAAAAAACGAUGGGUUAUGAUAGAUCUUUCCAAUACACUGGAUCGGGCAGAAUAGCUGUACUCUGUAUGAUGCCUCAUGAACUUUAUGAUUGCACAUCUUGUAUUUUUGCAAAUCAGCUUUUGGACCAAAAUAUAUUUUACAAAGAUUUUCUGAGA
This is a messenger RNA of Myripristis murdjan (pinecone soldierfish), 2906 nucleotides long. RefSeq names its product phosphatidylinositol-5-phosphate 4-kinase, type II, gamma a (gene pip4k2ca). NCBI's taxonomy places the organism in Eukaryota, Metazoa, Chordata, Actinopteri, Holocentriformes, Holocentridae. Gene Ontology annotation, molecular function: 1-phosphatidylinositol-5-phosphate 4-kinase activity; 1-phosphatidylinositol-4-phosphate 5-kinase activity. The coding region runs from base 280 to 1536 and encodes 418 amino acids. Gene Ontology annotation, biological process: phosphatidylinositol phosphate biosynthetic process. The transcript is spliced from 10 exons. The record is from RefSeq and is a predicted model, not a curated record. Gene Ontology annotation, cellular component: plasma membrane.